This is a messenger RNA of Thamnophis sirtalis, 228 nucleotides long. The record is from RefSeq and is a predicted model, not a curated record. NCBI's taxonomy places the organism in Eukaryota, Metazoa, Chordata, Lepidosauria, Squamata, Natricidae.
AGCAUGAGGUUGAAGCUGAUUGCGAGCAACAGCACCAUGGAACGCAGGUUCAGCCCGUGGAUCGGCGGCUCCAUCCUGGCCUCUCUAGGCACCUUCCAACAGAUGUGGAUCUCAAAGCAGGAGUACGAAGAGGGGGGGAAACAGUGUGUAGAGAGGAAAUGCCCCUGAAUCGCUGCCCCCCCCACCUCUGACCCCCCUCCCCACCUUCUUCGGGGGCGCCUGCAGCCC